AAUUCCGGCCAGGUUUUGUUUCUGAGACUGAGCCGCGGUGCACUAUGGGUCGUUGUCUGACAGUGAAGCCGAGCCAAAUAUGGCUGCUAACCUCAGGCAGCGGAAAGAGCCUUCAGAUGGAAGCUUAUGAAUGAAGUUUUUAACUGUAAAUCUCUCUCGCCACUCGUAACGGUAGCGCUGAUCCAUCCGUGGAUGACUUAACACGUUCGCUCGCCCCACCGAAUUACAAACAAGUGAGGUUAAAGUCUCGUAUGAAUUCCGACGAGGAGGAGGACUGUGAGUGUGCGCCACCACAGGCCGACAUUAGCCCAGAAGGAGGAGCUGACAGAGAAUACGACGAGGCCCAAGUUGAAAACCCAGAAGCAAGCCGAAUUGAUUUCGUGAAGAAAGCAGUCAUUUUACGUGGAGAUGGAGGAGCGGGAAAAAACGACCUGUCUGAGUCCCUAAAACGGAAGAAGCGAGCGGCUGCCAAGCAUCUAAUAGAGCGCUAUUACCACCAGUUAACGGAAGGCUGUGGGAAUGAAUCGUGCUCCAACUCAUGGUGUGCCUCGUCUUCCGGCUUCUGCCGCAUGGACAACAAUGCGGCAGCUGUCAAAGCCCUGGAGCUCUACAAGGUCAAUGCGAAACUAUGCGACCCCCAUCCCUCAAAGAAAGGUACUGCUUCAGUCUACCUAGAGAAUUCUCCGUGUAGCAAUACCAAGAUGAACCAUAAGGAUGUCCACUCUGUACGAGACAAUUUCAAAGAUGUGAAUUACCUGACGGAGGAGAAAGUAUACGAGAUCUUGGAUAGCUGCGGCGAGAAGGAGGAUUACUCCCCUCUCAUCAGAGUAAUUGGCCGAGUGUUCUCUAGCGCCGAGGUCCUGGUGCAGAGCUUCCGACGGUCGAAUCCUCACACCAAGGAGGAGCUCAAGUCCCUUCAGGAAAAGGAUGAGGACAAAGAUGAGGACGAAAAGGAGGCCGCUGCCUGCUCGACCACAGCCAUGGAAGAGGACUCCUCGAUCUCGUCUUCAUCGUCGCGGCUCGGAGAGGGGUCAUCUGCAGACAAUGCUGUCCAAAAGCUGGCCCCUGAUGAGGUGACAGUAGACAUUGAAGCGGUGCGCCGGGUGUACGAGCGCCUGCUUUCCAAUGAGAAGAUAGAAGCUGCUUUCUUGAACGCACUGGUCUACCUCUCACCUAACGUAGAGUGUGACCUAACGUACCAUAAUGUUUAUUCUCGUGACCCAAAUUACCUGAACCUGUUUGUUAUAGUGAUGGAGAACAGCAACCUCCACAGCCCAGAGUACUUAGAGAUUGCCCUCCCACAGUUCUGCAAGGCCAUGAGCAAACUCCCAUUGGCCGCUCAGGCCAAACUCUCUCGACUGUGGUCGCACUACAGCGCCGAGCACAUUCGGCGCAUGGUGGAGACCUUCCAGCAGCUAAUUACCUACAAGGUGAUCAGUAACGAGUUCAACAGCCGCAACCUGGUAAACGAUGACGACUCCGUUGUAGUGGCUACCAAGUGCUUGAAGAUUGUCUACUAUGCAAAUGUGCUGGGCGGCGACCUUGAUAUGGAGCACAAUGAGGACGAGGAUGAGGAGCCCAUCCCGGAGUCGAGCGAGCUCACCCUGCAGGAGCUGCUCGGCGAGGAGAGGCGGAACAAGAAGGGUCCUCGGGUGGACCCGCUGGAGACGGAGUUGGGCAUCCGCACCAACGACUGUCGGCGGCCACUCAUCCCCUUCGAGGAGUUCGUCAAUGAGCCUCUGAACGAAGUGCUAGAGAUGGACAAGGACUACACUUUCUUUAAGGUUGAAACUGAAAACAAAUUCUCCUUCAUGACGUGUCCCUUCAUCCUUAAUGCUGUCACCAAGAAUCUGGGGCUGUACUAUGACAACCGCAUCCGCAUGUACAGUGAGCGACGUAUUACGGUGCUGUACAGCUUAGUGCAGGGCCAGCAGCUCAAUCCGUACCUGAGACUGAAGGUCCGCCGGGACCACAUCAUUGAUGACGCUCUGGUUAGGCUGGAAAUGAUCGCAAUGGAGAAUCCUGCAGACUUGAAGAAGCAGCUAUACGUGGAGUUCGAAGGAGAGCAAGGUGUCGAUGAAGGAGGUGUUUCCAAAGAGUUCUUUCAGCUUGUAGUUGAGGAGAUCUUCAACCCAGAUAUUGGCAUGUUCACAUACGAUGAACUCACCAAACUCUUUUGGUUCAACCCUUCAUCAUUUGAAAACGAGGGCCAGUACACGCUGAUUGGCAUAGUUCUUGGCCUUGCCAUCUACAACAACUGCAUCCUGGAUGUUCACUUUCCAAUGGUGGUCUACAGGAAGCUGAUGGGCAAGAAAGGAACCUUCAGGGACCUUGCUGAUGCCAACCCUAUUCUGCACCAGAGCCUGAAGGAACUUCUGGAGUAUACAGGCAGUGUGGAAGAGGACAUGAUGAUCACGUUCCAGAUUUCUCAGACAGACCUGUUUGGGAACCCACUUAUGUAUGAUUUAAGGGAAAACGGGGAUAAAAUUCCGGUGACGAAUGAAAACCGAAAGGAGUUUGUGGCUCAGUAUGCAGAAUACAUGCUGAACAAAAGUGUGGAGAAGCAGUUCAAAGCAUUCAGGAGAGGUUUUCACAUGGUCACCAACGAGUCGCCACUCAAGUACCUUUUCAGGCCUGAAGAAAUUGAACUACUUAUAUGUGGGAGCAGGAACCUGGAUUUCCUGGCACUAGAAGACACAACAGAAUAUGAUGGUGGCUACAACAGAGAUUGUCGAAUCAUCAAGGAGUUCUGGGAGACAUUGCACUCUUUUGGCGAGGAACAGAAGCGCCUGUUCCUUCAGUUCACCACAGGCACUGACAGAGCACCCGUGGGCGGGCUCGGCAAACUGAAGAUGAUUAUCGCCAAGAACGGGCCAGACACAGAUCGGUUGCCAACAUCUCAUACUUGCUUUAAUGUUCUACUGCUGCCUGAGUACAGCAGCAAGGACAAGCUGAGGGAACGACUGCUGAAAGCCAUCACCUAUGCCAAAGGGUUUGGCAUGCUCUGAGUCCCCCCCCCAGCCGGCACAAUACCACUCUUACCACCACCUGCUCUAAACGCACUGCGAAUAGACUUUUUCUCAACCCAUCUAGCGCUGCCCUCCCACCCCUUUUUUUUUUUUUUUUUUUUUUUUUUUUUAUUUGUUUUUUUAUAUAUAAAUGUGACACAAUGGUGUAAGUGGCAGCAGGACGAGUUAAGUCAUUUUACUGUGCCUGCAUUGUCAAACAACAUAGUCUUUCAGUGUAAGCAGAGAGAUCUCCUGAUCAAAGUACCCACAUCCACUUGACAUGGGUGUGCUGUUGCCUCCCGGCCUACCUUUUUAUGUACAGAGAGGAUGAUUUUUCUAUUUAUUUUAGGUUUAACCUGGAUAUUUUUUCACAUCCAACAGUGAAACAAAGGUUAAUAAUCUCUGAAUCAUAGGACGACUAAGUCGCUAUCAUCCAGGAUUAUGGAACUAAAAGGUGUCCCGCAGAACAUUGUAGAAGAAAGUUAAAAAAAUAUAAUAAAAUAGUGCAGCCCUUCCUGGAUUGUGAAUUUCCCCAUUGCGGGACUAAUAAAGGCUUAUCCCAUUCUUAUUGCUCUUCAUGAAAAAACGAAACAAAAUAGAUUAAUUAUUCUUAUUUCCCUCUAAAAUAUCAGUUUUGAUUCUUUUGUGGGGAUGGGGCGCCAAUCAGACUGAGAUCAUGUCAGAGCUGUGUAAGUGCACUUAGACUUUUUUUCCCAGAAUGUUUUUUUCUUUUUGUGCCCACAGGUCACCGCGAUUGUCUGAAGCAUUUUUUUAGUUACCAUGUCUUCCUGUGUUGACAAAACUAAUGAAAUAAAAAAACAAAACAGUA
Messenger RNA from Phyllopteryx taeniolatus (common seadragon), 3837 nucleotides. Its product is annotated as ubiquitin-protein ligase E3A. NCBI's taxonomy places the organism in Eukaryota, Metazoa, Chordata, Actinopteri, Syngnathiformes, Syngnathidae. Gene Ontology annotation, biological process: protein polyubiquitination; ubiquitin-dependent protein catabolic process. Gene Ontology annotation, molecular function: ubiquitin protein ligase activity. The transcript is spliced from 12 exons. The record is from RefSeq and is a predicted model, not a curated record. The coding region runs from base 252 to 3008 and encodes 918 amino acids.